AUGAUGUCUUCCCUCAAUCACCUCCAGCUUCCACCGCCACUGACAGAUGCCGGCGACAAGUGCCAGGGCGGUUCCCCGUGUGAUCAUUGUACUCGAACGGGCAAGACAUGUGAGCCACAAACGCCCACAACACCGCGGGCUUCUUUCCAGUUUGUUGCCUACGAGGCAACCAGGCGCACAACACCAAAACUGGCACUCCCCGCCACUGUAAACAAUGACAGAGAGAGCACAUAUCUGGGCCAUUUUGUCGCCGUCAUUCGUAAUUGUCAAUUCACGGCUCGUUUUCCACUGGUGGCAACGGCGCUGCUCCCCGUGAUGAGUGGAAAUAGCCACCUUUCACAUGUGGCAAUUGCAAUAGGUGCCCUGGAUGCUCAUCGACGAGCGCAGGUCGGCGCAAGUCGUGACUAUCCAUCGCCGCGCAUCGUUGCAUUCACAAGGUACCAGCGCGCCUUGGCCAGCCUGCAAGAUGAGCUCGGUUCGAGUAAUGCGCCGCAGCGAGACGAUGUGCUCUGGACGACCUUUCUCCUGGGGCUGUUUGAGCUCAUGGCAGAACCAAGCGGUGACCGAUGGGCGAGACACAUGCUCUACGGCACAGGAAGAAUGCUGCAGCUGGCGAAUAUGGGCCGUGGCCCCUCUCCUCUAAAACAAAUGCUCUUCGACGCGUUCCAGAUCCUAGAGGCCAACAGGGCAAUCAUGUACGGAGUGGAAACUUUUCUAUCCGAGCACAGGUGGGCCGUGGUCAGAAAGACACUGCUCUUGCAUGCUGGCCAAAUUGCCGGACGCCCGAUGGAUGACAUGAUUACUCUCAUGCUGUACACCGCAUCCUUCAGUCAGAGGUAUGUAGAGACCAUGGACAGAUUAGAUGCAGCUCCAGUUGACUUUUGCAGCUUCUUUGAACGAAUCCAGCAGAUUCCAGAGCCGGAGCGUUGUGCUCAUCCAAGCAUCCAGGGGCUGGGCCUGCAAGGCAUCCAUGUCCAAGACCUGCUCAACAAGUGGUACUUGCAGCACGGAUCGACUUUGAAUGCCACGAGUACAGCGCAUGAGUGCCGAUUAGCACUGAUUUACUACCACACACUCAUGUUGUUCUUGUCGCGGAAUUACACGUACUACUCCUGCUGGGCGGGCAAGGCGACUCCCCUGCUAAGCCGCUCGGCAAUUUCUGACCACACGAGAAGCAUUGCCACUCUGAUUGACCGGUUGCUGCAGUCGUCCAAUGUGCCCGGCGUCAUGUUGCUGUUCCCAUUGCGAGUAGUCGGUUCCCUGCUCACUGAGACAGACGCAAGGUUAAAGGUCGUGGCGCAGCUCGACACAAUAUACUGGAAAGGAUACGUCGUGGCAGACAGGGUCAAGGUAGAUUUGAAUAUUCUUUGGGCAUUCAGUGGCCUGCAGGGGUGCUGA
This is a messenger RNA of Metarhizium acridum CQMa 102, 1398 nucleotides long. NCBI's taxonomy places the organism in Eukaryota, Fungi, Ascomycota, Sordariomycetes, Hypocreales, Clavicipitaceae. The record is from RefSeq and is a predicted model, not a curated record.